AUGGUCAAGACAUAUGCAGAACGUGCUGAAAUUUUUCAAAACGAAACAGCAAGGAAACUUUUCCAAUGUAUUGAACGUAAGAAGAGCAACCUCUGCGUUGCUGUUGACGUGACAAGAAAAACAGAGUUACUUGAUAUCGUUGAUAAAGUAGGACCAUACAUUUGUCUAUUGAAAACACACGUAGAUGUUAUUGAGGAUUUUGACGAAGACUUAAUAGUAAAAUUACGUGCACUAUCAGAAAGUCAUGAUUUUAUGAUUUUUGAAGACAGAAAGUUUGCCGAUAUUGGAAACACAGUCGCUCUACAGUAUUCGUCAGGCAUUUACAAAAUAUCAUCAUGGGCACAUAUUACCAACGCUCACACAAUUCCAGGCGAAGGAAUCAUAACAGGACUCGCACAGAUUGGAAAGCCACUGGGCCGAGGUUUAUUACUGCUUGCUGAAAUGUCAUCGGCUGGAUCACUUGCUACCGGCUCUUACACAGACGCUACGGUUGCAAUGGCUCGUAAACAUAAGGAUUUCGUCAUUGGAUUCAUUGCGGGGAGAAAGUUGACGGGGGAUGACGAGGAUUUCAUAGUCAUGAGUCCAGGAGUUGGGUUGGAUGUUAGUGGAGACGCAUUGGGCCAGAGAUAUCGUACUCCGGAAGACGUUAUUGUCAGCAGCGGCAGCGACAUCAUCAUCGUUGGAAGAGGGAUAUAUGGCAAUGGAAGAGAUGUUGUUAAAGAGGCUAAGAGAUAUAGAGAUGCUGGAUGGGAAGCGUACUUGACGAGGUUAGGGCUACUAAAGGACGAUUGA
Paraglomus occultum is the source of this 792-nucleotide messenger RNA. NCBI's taxonomy places the organism in Eukaryota, Fungi, Glomeromycota, Glomeromycetes, Paraglomerales, Paraglomeraceae. The record is from the annotation of a GenBank genome assembly.